UCUCUCGUUAAUGUAACACAUAAUCAUUAUUAUGACAAUAUAGAAAAGUCACAACACUAUGCUAUACAGCAUGUCGGCCUUUCUCGUCUCAUUAGCUUUGCUAAGUUUAUCCGUCGUUCUCAUAAAGAUAUGGCAUCAUCAUACCAAAAAGGCAAGCAUCGUCGUGACGUUUACUAUAACGAGUUCAAAUAUUGAUAAAGUGACACAGCAAAUCGACAAGUUACCUCAUGAAAACGAUGAUAAAAUUCGCCAACCUGGGCCUGAUGUCAAACCUCUCGACAAGUUCGAUUGGCAGACAACAGAGCCACAUAAGUUUCGACCAUUCAAGCCGAUCUAUCAUAUAACGAUGGCACUCAAGUCAACAUCUCCGUCAGAUCUCAUAAUUAUCGAUCGUAAUUAUUUGUCACGCAUACAAGAGCGACAAGUCACAAUGACCAAACAUCAAAACCACACGCUGGGCUGUCUGCCUUCCGGUAUUCAGGCCGUGAGGGAAACAUAUUCAUAUCUUCUAGAUUACCUCCUAACUAGAUAUCCGACGCUCUUCGAACGGGAUGGGAAACUCUUCCAUAAUCGGGUUACUGGUGCUUCCCUUCCGCUUCUGCCCCCUGAUGACCCGGUAGUUGCGUUACGAAGCCUUGGUGAAACCGUUGAAGAUGACAUGUUCUUUCUACGCGAGACACCAGAUGGGCAUGAAUGUGUUGGCUUCGUAUGCUGCUGUCCAAGUGGCUUCGAUCCAGCCAGUAAGAUAGGAAAGCUACUGAAGGAUAUACAUGAACCAGUUCCGUCAUACGAAAAGAUUGGUUUGAGUAUGGAAAGAUAUUUUAGCCGUUUAGAAGUUGGGAAAAGCGUUUGCCGGGUCAAUUGGUCAAUAACAACUAAUUCUGAGUUAUUCAAUGUUUCUGGUAAUCACGUCAACGAAGGAGACCAAGUUGAAGAAGAUAUUGAAGUGGACAUCGAAGAGACUCGGGUAAGAAUGGAGUUACAAACGUUGACGCGGAUGCCCAAGACGCGAGCGAUACUUUUCUCCUUUAAGACGUAUUUGUACCCUAUCAAAGAGAUCAAGGAAGAGGGGCUUGGACCAGAUCUUGCUGAUGCUAUCCAUGGAUUGAAGAACGGUAAUGCUCCAGGAAUGUGGACUUAUAAAGGAGGGGUACGUUGGGGGAGGAGUGUUUCUGAAUAUUUGAGAUCGUAAUCUUUGAGGGUUAUAGGUGUAAGUGAAUUCUGGUUGUAUGUGAGCUAGAAGAGAAGAAUAGGGGCUUUGUAGGCUAGGUACACUCAGCUCCAAUGAACGGUUGGCCAUGUGAGAUAGGCUAGCGGGCUAGGUACCUCAUGUACCUAAAGCAAGACCAAUACAUAGGUGACAGGCAGUAUCGAUAAGGUUAUUUAAGGGGCCGCUAGGGCCGCUAAGGCCGCUAAUACCCCGGUG
Daldinia vernicosa is the source of this 1426-nucleotide messenger RNA. RefSeq lists its product as uncharacterized. The coding region runs from base 59 to 1192 and encodes 377 amino acids. The transcript is spliced from 4 exons. The record is from RefSeq and is a predicted model, not a curated record. NCBI's taxonomy places the organism in Eukaryota, Fungi, Ascomycota, Sordariomycetes, Xylariales, Hypoxylaceae.